UGUGUGCGUGUGCGCGCGCGUGUGUGUGUGUGUGCGUGCGUGUGUGUGUGUCAGCAUGGAGGAGUGUGAGGCCUUGUGUACCAGGAUGGCCAUCAUGGUGAACGGCAGGUUCAGAUGUCUCGGCAGCGUCCAGCACCUGAAGAACAGGUUCGGUGACGGGUACACCAUCAUCCUGCGGGUCGGGGGGCCCGACGGCGACCUGCUGCCCGUCAUGAAGUUCAUCGAGAGCGAGCUGAGCGGCAGCACGCUGAAGGAGAAACACCGAAACAUGCUGCAGUACCAGCUGCCGUCCUCCCGCACCUCACUCACACACAUCUUCUCCAUCCUGGCCAAAAAUAAAGAGACGCUGAGGAUCGAGGACUACUCCGUCACCCAGACCACACUGGACCAGGUGUUCGUGAACUUUGCGAAGGACCAGAGCGACGACUAUCACUCCAAAGACUCGGUGAGACGGAGAGACGUCGCCAUCGAGGUUCCCACGCUGAGCUGCAGCCCGGCGGCGGCCGAGGGCGGGGCCGCGCUGGGGGAGAGCGUCAUGUGAUCACGUGGUCACGUGAUCGUGUUUUGGACUCAUUUCCGCGGCAGAGAGGACGACGCCUCCGCACCUGCCGUGACAUCACACAGUGGGCGGAGCCUCCUGCCACCUCAUGCCAGUCAAUGCAAAUGACGCCGCCACCAGACCGAGCGUCAAAGAAACUUGAACGCGCAGACUUCCUGCGGAGGGUUUUCUUCUUCUCUGUGAUCGAUCGCUGCCUCCAGUCAACUCUUCCGGGUCUGUUUGUUUUUUUCUGAACCAACGAUGAAGAAUCCGAAUCACUUCAGACGGCCGCGGGCUCGACUGCAACAAUCAGAUUUAUAGAAAACGUUUGAUUCCGUUUUUACCGCGUCCGUUUUAUUUAUACGUGUAGCUGCGACAGAGUAAUUUCUUAUUUUAGCGGUGACAUCAUAGUGUUUAACAGCCAAUCAGAGUGCUUGAUGCACAGAAGACAAAGUCUUCAUUGAUUUUAUAGUUUUUUUAAGAAAAGAUGUAAAAGCGAGCAGAUUAGCCGUGUUUGGGCGUGAAGCGGUGAAAUACCUCGUCAGCUGCUGACAGCACACUACAGUAUUGAUCAGCUGAUCGAUCGGCGCUCGGACCGACUGAAGGAGCCGAAACCUCCUCAGCAGCACUUUACCUGUUCACACGUCAGUUUGUCUUUGCACUGAACGCCAUCUGUCUGCGAUCACCGUGUGGUUUAUUUAAUGUGACAGAAAAGGCUGAUGGGAAGAGGAACUGUUACCGACCCUGAACAUCACAAUAAAAAAGCGUAAAAACUC
Molecule: messenger RNA, 1314 nt
Organism: Plectropomus leopardus (leopard coralgrouper)
Lineage: Eukaryota; Metazoa; Chordata; Actinopteri; Perciformes; Serranidae
Source: RefSeq, a predicted model, not a curated record